This is a messenger RNA of Zasmidium cellare ATCC 36951, 978 nucleotides long. RefSeq lists its product as uncharacterized. The record is from RefSeq and is a predicted model, not a curated record. The coding region runs from base 1 to 978 and encodes 325 amino acids. The transcript has 2 exons. Lineage: Eukaryota; Fungi; Ascomycota; Dothideomycetes; Mycosphaerellales; Mycosphaerellaceae.
AUGAGUGACGAACGUCCCAACGAUGGACAGUCGACCGAACAACACGCUUUCCAAUUCCUGCUGCAAUACUUGGACAGAAUCGUCAACAGAGUCGUCAACAAAGCCAAAGGCCUCGAGACCAACAUUGACCAAGCCCUGAGAGAUCACUUGGCAACAAAGGAUGGCGGUGGAGCGGUCAUCGAUACCGGCGAGUCGGAGGCCGAGGAAGAAGAAGACGACCAUCCGGGGAAUGUUGCCGGUGGAGGAAUCGUCGACACCAGCGGGGCGAGCGAUGAGGAAGAAAACCAAUCUCCAGGUAGCCUUGCUGGUGGAGAACCGAACGAAACCAGCGAGCAGGCGGCUGAGGAAACAGAUCAUCCUCGAAGCACGACGGGGUACCAGACCACCCUCCACAACCCCUCACCGGCAGCGACAAACCCCAUCUCCAUCAGCACCGCAGACCACGCAGAAGUCUCCCAGAUGCUGCGCACAGGCACCCUGCUCCUCCAAAGCUGGGGCCUCGACAAACCCACACAGCAAGAGAAAGCCCGCAUGUUCAGCAUGGCGUCCGUUUUCGACAGGGUGACGAAGGCGCUGCGGGUGGACAUGCAGGGCCGGGAGAGGGCUUUGGAGGGGAUUCUUUGGGAGGCUGCGCGGGAUGGGGAGUUUCAGGCGUGGAGGGUGGAGGAUAGGAGGGGGCGGGAGGAGCGGGAGAGGGGGUGGGAGAGGGGGCGAGAGAGGGUAAAGGGGGAGGGUGAGGUGGAGGUGGAGGUGGAGAAGGGGAAUGUACAGGUGCAGGAGAAGGGGAAUGAGAAGGUGAAGUUCGGGAAGGUGGUCGAGCAGGAGGGCGAGGAGAAGAGGGAGAAGGAGAGGCAGAGGAAGAAGCUGCAGAAGAAGCGGAAGCAGCAGCAGAAGAAGCAGGAUGGCGAGAAGCAGGAUGGGGAGAAGCAGACAGGGGAGAAGAUGAAGGAGAAGAGCGUGGAGGAUGAAGACGAGUGA